Molecule: messenger RNA, 639 nt
Organism: Naegleria gruberi
Lineage: Eukaryota; Heterolobosea; Eutetramitea; Acrasida; Naegleriidae
Exons: 1
Coding region: 1-639 (212 amino acids)
Source: RefSeq, a predicted model, not a curated record
AUGCCAAUCACCAACUUGACAUUCUGUAUCGAAAAUAUUCCAGCUUCUGAAACUCUUCCUUUCCAACUCUCUGUUGAAACCACAACAGGUGAUCAUAUUGUCGUGUGUAAAACGGAAGAUACCAUAGAAAUGGAAAGACACGUCGCUCAACAAGUAAAUAUUCCAUCACUUGCCAAAUGUCAAGUCAGAAUUUUGAUUGCUAAACGUAAUAUUGACAGUGUACAAUCAUUUAAUAUUGAAAAGGAAGGCCCAUUCAUUCUCAUUAGAAGAGAAGAAGGAAAAGGUCUUCAACUCGUUCAAAGAAAAUUGGAUGAUAAAUUUGGAACCACUCAAACAAUUCAGAAAACAACAAGUGGUGCAAGUUCACCUCGUCAACAACCUGGUUUCGUUGUCGAUCCAAAAACUGGUCAGAAACGUUAUGUUUCAAAAGCUCCAGGAACGACCACUGUUAUUAAUACUCCUUUGAGUGAUUCUAACAGUUCAACAUCAUCCAGUUCAGGAAGUAUUCUUGGUGGUGGUGGUAGCUCUGGUGGUGAUGAUGUUUAUGCACAAAUUGAGAAAUUGGGUCAAUUGAGAGAUAGAGGAAUUUUAACAGAGGAAGAAUUUCAACAACAAAAGAAGAAACUCUUAGGAUUGUAA